GCCGGGCCCCGCCCCCCGCCGAGUGCAUGAGGUUGACGCUACUUUGUUGCACCUGGAGGGAAGAACGUAUGGGAGAGGAAGGAAGUGAGCUGCCCGUGUGUGCGAGCUGCGGCCAGAGGAUCUAUGACGGCCAGUACCUCCAGGCCCUGAGUGCUGACUGGCACGCAGACUGCUUCAGGUGUUGUGAGUGCAGUGCCCCCCUUUCACACCAGUACUAUGAGAAGGAUGGGCAGCUCUUCUGCAAGAGAGACUACUGGGCCCGCUAUGGAGAGUCCUGCCACGGGUGCUCAGAGCACAUCACCAAGGGACUGGUCAUGGUGGCCGGGGAGCUGAAAUACCACCCCGAGUGCUUCAUCUGCCUCACGUGCGGGACCUUCAUCGGUGACGGGGACACCUACACGCUCGUGGAGCACUCCAAGCUGUACUGUGGGCACUGCUACUACCAGACCGUGGUGACCCCCGUCAUCGAGCAGAUCCUGCCCGACUCCCCCGGCUCCCGCCUGCCCCACACAGUUACCCUCGUAUCCAUCCCAGCCUCGGCUCAUGGCAAACGUGGCCUCUCAGUCUCCAUCGACCCCCCCCACGGCCCGCCAGGCUGCAGCACGGAGCACUCCCACACCGUCCGGGUCCAGGGGGUGGACCCAGGCUGCAUGAGCCCAGACGUAAAGAAUUCCAUCCACGUUGGAGACCGGAUCCUGGAAAUCAAUGGCACACCCAUCCGGAAUGUGCCCCUGGAUGAGAUUGACCUGCUGAUCCAGGAAACCAGCCGUCUGCUGCAGCUAACCCUCGAGCACGACCCCCACGACACACUGGGCCAUGGGCCAGGGCCUGAGCCCAGCCCCCUGAGCUCCCCAACUCACACUCCCAGUGGGGAGGUGGGCAGCUCUACACGGCAGAAGCCUGUCCUGAGGAGCUACAGCAUCGACAGGUCUCCCGGAGCCGGCUCCCUGAGCUCCCCGGCCUCCCAGCGCAAGGACCUGGGGCGCUCCGAGUCCCUGCGCGUGGUCUGCCGGCCACACCGCAUCUUCCGGCCGUCGGACCUCAUCCACGGGGAGGUGCUGGGCAAGGGCUGCUUUGGCCAGGCCAUCAAGGUGACGCACCGGGAGACGGGCGAGGUGAUGGUGAUGAAGGAGCUGAUCCGAUUCGACGAAGAGACCCAGAGAACAUUCCUCAAGGAGGUGAAGGUCAUGAGAUGCCUGGAGCACCCCAAUGUGCUCAAGUUCAUCGGGGUGCUCUAUAAGGACAAGAGGCUCAACUUCAUCACCGAGUACAUUAAGGGGGGCACCCUCCGGGGCAUCAUCAAGAGCAUGGACAGCCAGUACCCGUGGAGUCAGAGGGUGAGCUUUGCCAAGGACAUCGCUUCAGGGAUGGCCUACCUUCACUCCAUGAAUAUCAUCCACCGGGACCUCAACUCCCACAACUGCCUGGUCCGAGAGAACAAGAACGUGGUGGUGGCUGACUUCGGGCUGGCCCGGCUCAUGGUGGAAGAGAAGACGCAGCCCGCGGACCUGCGAAGCCUCAAGAAGCCAGACCGUAAGAAGCGAUACACGGUGGUGGGUAACCCGUACUGGAUGGCGCCGGAGAUGAUCAACGGCCGCAGCUACGACGAGAAGGUGGACGUGUUUUCCUUUGGAAUUGUUCUGUGCGAGAUCAUUGGGCGGGUGAACGCGGACCCCGACUACCUGCCCCGCACCAUGGACUUCGGCCUCAAUGUGCGAGGCUUCCUGGACCGCUACUGCCCCCCGAACUGCCCGCCGAGCUUCUUCCCCAUCACCGUGCGCUGCUGUGAUCUGGACCCUGAGAAGAGGCCCUCCUUCGGGAAGCUGGAGCAGUGGCUGGAGACCCUCCACAUGCACUUGGCCGGCCACCUGCCGUUGGGCCCGCAGCUGGAGCAGCUGGACAAGGGCUUCUGGGAGACCUACCGGCGAGGCGAGAGCGGACUGCCUGCGCACCCCGAGGUCCCCGACUGAGCCCGGCCCACCCAGCCGCCCCCAUAUCCCCACCGCCGGCACCGCACUCCUCUGCGGGUCCUGGCGGGGGGCAGAGCCCCCAGCUGGGCGGCAGGCACCCAGACUCCUCCCUGGCACCGGGCCCUGCCUUGCCUUCUCCUCCCCUGGGGCCGCGCCCGGAGCUGGCCUGGCUCCACACACAGUCACCUCGCCCUGCCUUACCUCCGCCCUUACCUCCGCCGUGGCGGGGCCGCCCCCUCGCUUCUCCUUGCAUGAGCCGGAGGGCCUGCGUGAGUCCCGCCCCAUCCUGCCCCCUUCCGCCCACCCCCGCAGCCGUCCUGUGCACCCCCACCCGUCUGCAGCGCCUCUGAGGCUGGACUGGUAGACGCCUCCGACCGCCCGGUACCGGCUAGGUAGGCAGGGGAGGGCAUGGAGUGAGGGAGAGGCCGUGCUGCUGGGGUGUGUCGCCCCCGGGGGUGUCUCGUAGCUGGAGGUAUCGAUAAUUACCAAACCCCCAGUGUCGCCCCCGGGGGUGUCUCGUAGCUGGAGGUAUCGAUUACCAAACCCCCAGACGCAGAGAGGUCUGUCCCUGCAGGAUGGAAACCCCCGGUAGCUCAGCCGCAGGCCUCUCUUGGCUUUGGGUCUCUUCGUUUCUUUCUUGAAGCCACUUUAGUGAGAAGCAGGUACCAGGCCUCAGGGUGAAGGGAGGGUCCGCUGGGGCACAGGGGAGUCGGGGCCCCGGGUCAGAGCUGCUGGGCGGAGCCACAGAGGGACGCUGGGCGGAGCGGACGAGGCAGGUGUCCACCAGCAUCCCCGCCGCCGCAGUUCAUCUCAGUACCCCCGCUCCUCCCCAGGUGUCUCCCUCCCCCGCCGUGGCCCUCUGUCCUCUGGGUUCUUUCUGUGUAAUCUAUUUUUUAAGAAGAAUUUGUAUUAUUUUUUCAUACGGCCGUAGCAGCUGCUGUCCGGGGGGGCUUGGGGUUUUAUUUUUCUGGCGGGCGGGGGUGGGGGAGCCAUUUUGUCACUUCGCCUCAGUUGAGCAUCUAGGAAGUAUUAAAACUGUGAAGCCUUCUCAGUGCACUUUGAACCUGGAAAACAAUGCAAACAGGCCCAUGGCACUACGAGGCCAGGACGGGGGACACGUCCCCUCUGUCCGGGAACCGUGAUGUCAAAGGAACACGCAUCCAGAUUCAGAACAAUAAAAUAAAUUCCAUAC
Enhydra lutris kenyoni (northern sea otter) is the source of this 3162-nucleotide messenger RNA. RefSeq names its product LIM domain kinase 1. NCBI's taxonomy places the organism in Eukaryota, Metazoa, Chordata, Mammalia, Carnivora, Mustelidae. Gene Ontology annotation, cellular component: nucleus; cytoplasm; neuron projection. The record is from RefSeq and is a predicted model, not a curated record. The coding region runs from base 27 to 1970 and encodes 647 amino acids. Gene Ontology annotation, molecular function: protein serine/threonine kinase activity; protein binding; ATP binding. The transcript has 16 exons. Gene Ontology annotation, biological process: actin cytoskeleton organization; protein phosphorylation; positive regulation of stress fiber assembly.